Messenger RNA from Erpetoichthys calabaricus (reedfish), 3018 nucleotides. Its product is annotated as beta-1,3-galactosyltransferase 2-like. The record is from RefSeq and is a predicted model, not a curated record. Gene Ontology annotation, molecular function: N-acetyl-beta-D-glucosaminide beta-(1,3)-galactosyltransferase activity. The transcript is spliced from 2 exons. Lineage: Eukaryota; Metazoa; Chordata; Cladistia; Polypteriformes; Polypteridae. Bases 945 to 2231 code for a protein of 428 amino acids. Gene Ontology annotation, cellular component: membrane.
ACUCUCUCAGCAAGACACAGACAGUCAAAGCUUCUGCAUUUAAACAGCUGCCUCCCCGAAGCAGCAGAGGCAGUGUGCAUUCCAUUUCACGGACCAAACAUGUUAACAGAAAGCUCGCUUUAAAAUCGACAUGUUUUUCUCUUUCUUACUGCAAAACCCUGCCUAGCAACAUGAAGGAGGGGGAUGUAAGCCUGUAUUCCUCUGUGCAAUUUCACCAGACGGGAGCAUUCUUUUGCUGUUUGUCCGAGACUGCAGUUGAGGAUUAGAUCACAGAAAUGGAUACUGAAAUGGACUAAAAAUAGCUACUGUUGGAAAACGAGACAAAAGAAAUGUCCACCAAAUAGAAAUGCAACAAAAAUGAACUGCCUUUAGAAGCCUGAAAAAAGCACAACGAAAAAAAAAAUUAAAUGAACUAAUCAGAUGAAUAAAGCAAGCAAGAUAUCUCAAAGGAAGGAAGGAACAUUGGAAAUGGCAUACAGCCCACACCACUAUGUGAAGAAAUGAGUGCAGGAUGUUUACAAAACUGGAAAGAGGCAACAUUAUUCAUUUUUUGGGGGGGCUAGACUGAUGUCUUCACAAGACUGUGCCUAUAGAAGGUACCAACCUCAAUCUGCUUAUGCAGAUUUUCACUGGAAAGAGGAACAUGGAAAUGACUAUUCAUCUAUCUUUUCAAAAACAUAUGGGUUUCCAAGACAACUACAAAGAGAAAGAGUAAAAACAUAUUAAGAAAGCACCUUUGAUUACAGAGUUUGCCGAUUCCAUUUUGCUCUGGAUAACUACUCAGGAGUCUGCACAAGUCUGAUAUACAGUUUACACUCAGAGCCAAUGAAGCCAAAGUGGAAACAUCAAAGGAUGAUCCUGGAUAAUUCUUAAAGAAAUGCAGAACUGUAAGUAAAUGUGACAAGCCAAACAAGUUUUCUGCAGAGAAUUCAACUAUCUGCAUCAUGCAGUGGAGAAGACGCCACUGCAGCCCAAUAAAAAUGAUGUGGAAUGCGAAGCGGUCACUUUUCCGCACACCAAUCCUUGGACUUCUUUUCCUGGUUGGUCUCUUUGGCAUCCUUCUUCUUUUUAAUCACCAAGACUGGCUGCCUGGACGAUCAGGCCCAAGAGAAAACCCUGUGACCUACACUGUACGUGGCUUUCGCUCACCAAAAAGUGAAACUAAUCAGAGCUCACUACGCAGUAUGUGGAAAGAUGUUCUCCCUGCAGCAGCAAGGCCGCAAUCUGCUCUCAAUUCCAGCCAUACAGUGUUAACUCAGCAAGGAGUUACCGGUUUAGAGAACACCUUAAGCGCUAACAUUACCUUAUAUAGUGAAAAAGGGACAGGGUGGCACAUACACCCCCAGCCUUACCAUUACAUCAUUAAUGAACCUGAUAAAUGCCAGGGCAACAGUCCUUUCUUAAUAUUAUUAAUUGCUGCUGAACCUGGGCAAAUUGAAGCAAGAAAUGCUAUCAGACAGACAUGGGGAAAUGAUAGCUUUGCACCAGGAAUUCAUUUCAUAAGACUUUUCCUGCUAGGAUUAGGCAAAGAACAAAAUGGUCCUUUGCAACAAUCUAUUCUGGAAGAGAGUAGACGUUUCCAUGACAUUAUUCAGCAGGGAUACUUGGAUACCUACUAUAAUUUGACUAUCAAAACAUUAAUGGGAAUGAACUGGGUGGCUACACAUUGUCCUUCUGUAAGGUAUGUCAUGAAGACAGACAGCGAUAUGUUUGUUAACACAGAGUACCUGGUUCAGAAAUUGCUGCGGCCUGAUUUACCACCCAAGCAUAACUAUUUCACUGGUUAUUUAAUGAGGGGAUAUGCCCCAAACAGGAAUAAAGACAGCAAAUGGUACAUGCCUCCGGAACUUUACCCCAGUGAGCGCUACCCAGUCUUCUGCUCUGGCACAGGCUAUGUCUUUUCAGGGGACCUAGCAGAGAAGAUCUAUAAAGUUUCUUUAAGCAUACGUCGUUUACAUCUGGAGGAUGUCUAUGUGGGUAUCUGCUUGGCCAAACUGCGUAUUGACCCAGUACCUCCACCAAAUGAGUUUGUCUUUAACCACUGGAGGGUGUCAUAUUCUAGUUGUAAAUACAGCCACCUGAUUACCUCCCAUCAAUUCCAGCCAAGUGAACUUAUUAAAUACUGGAACCAUUUACAACAAAACAAGCACAAUGCUUGCAUCAAUGCAGCCAAGGAAAAAGGUGGAAGGUAUCGACAUAGGAAACUGCACUGGAAUAAACAUUCCUUCUGAAUAAUAUGUUGGAAAGUGAAACUACGUUGUUAGAAAUGAAGCAUGUGCAGCAGUAAAGAGUAUCUGUUGCAAGACACCAAUAAUGGUACUGAUUGUGAUCCUCACGAAAAUUAUUUUUUUAAGUUUCAGAGAAAUGUAAUUUACAGGAAAUAUAUUUAAAGAUAGGAGGUAACAGAAGGAAAGGCUCUAAAUACAGUAGCUUUUUCAAAAAUAAUUUUUUAAACUACCAAUCUUUCACAAGUUUUUUGAAAGGUAAAUAUUUCAAAAUGUUUGGUUUUUAGGAUUUUGUUAGAAGUUUUGUGGUUUUCUGAUUUAGUCAACAUGAGGCAUGGAAAUCCAAGUCCUGUUCUUUGUGCUCAGUUUAUAAUUUAAUUCUAAGCAGCAUUAAUCCCACAAGUAGGAAUUAUGAGUUGUCUUCCUUUGUUAACUGGAGGCAAGCUGCCCAAAAUGAAUACUGUCAGAACUGUAUACAUUUUAUUGUGAAUUUGAAAUAUACCUUUUAAAAAACAUUUUGAAAAAUUGAGGUGAAAAUUAUUCUUGGAAACAUAUGUUGACUUUCUAAAGAAAAUUAUAAAAUGUUGACCAUGUGCAAUUCCAAGCAUGCACACAAGUAAUUUGCUACUUUAGUGCCAAUUUAAAAAUUAAAAAAAAAAAAAGUUUAACACCACCUUCCCAGAGCUUACUAGCGGACUAUGCAAAGUAUUAUUUGCACUGUUUCUCUAUUUCAUAAUAUGAAGGAUUAAAAAAAGUGAAAUAAAGAGAAAAAUACAUGUUCAAAAAUGACAAA